Molecule: messenger RNA, 2190 nt
Organism: Dimorphilus gyrociliatus
Lineage: Eukaryota; Metazoa; Annelida; Polychaeta; Dinophilidae
Source: the annotation of a GenBank genome assembly
GUCAUUGGCUUUCUCGGCAGCGUUCGGUUAAGAACUAACAGAGAUCUUGCCUUAAGACUUUAUUGUUCACUAUAGUAAAUAGAUUUAUUUGUAUGUAAAAUAGAAAAUUUACUAUUCUUAUUUAAUUAAAUUCAUUCCAAUUACAAAAAUUUCAGAAUAAUUCUAAAAAUGGAAAAACGUGUUGUACUUGCUUAUUCUGGAGGUUUGGAUACAUCUUGUAUCUUGGUAUGGCUACAGGAAAAAGGAUUCGAAGUUAUUGCUUAUAUGGCCAAUGUGGGCCAAGACGAAGACUUUGAAGCUGCUAGGGAAAAAGCAUUGAAACUAGGCGCUAAGAAGUGCAUUAUUUUGGAUCUGAAGAAAGAGUUCGUAGAAAAUUACAUAUGGAUGGCAGUGAAAUCCAAUGCUAUCUAUGAAGAUCGUUAUUUGAUGGGAACAGCUUUCGCAAGACCAUGCAUUGCCAAAGGUUUAGUAAAGGUAGCUAAAGAAGAAAAUGCUGGGUAUAUAUCUCAUGGAGCCACUGGAAAGGGAAACGACCAAAUCCGCUUCGAAUUAUCUAGCUAUGCUCUUUACCCACAAGUAAAGAUUAUAGCACCGUGGCGAAUGGAGGAAUUUUACAAUCGAUUCAAGGGUCGUUCAGAUUUGUUUGAAUACGGAAAGCAACAUGGUAUCCCUUUUUCCAUAACUCCAAAAGCGCCAUGGAGUAUUGAUGCCAACAUUAUGCAUAUCAGCUACGAAUCUGGCAUUCUUGAAAAUCCAGGUACGGAAGCCCCUACCGACUUAUAUCAGAUGACAAAAGACCCAAAGGACUCUCCUAAUGUUCCCGAUAAAAUUGAAAUCGAAUUUGCGGCCGGCGUUCCAGUAAAAGUAACAAACUUAAACGAUAAAACAGUUAAAUCUGAUGCUUUGGACUUGUUCCUCUAUUUGAACGAACUUGGAGGGAAACACGGAAUAGGCAGGAUCGAUAUUGUUGAGAACCGUUUCAUUGGUAUGAAAUCUAGAGGUAUCUACGAAACUCCUGCUGGAAAGAUCCUUUAUGAUGCCCACAUCGACAUUGAAAACUUUUGUAUUGAUAGAGAGCUUAGGAAAAUUAAGAGCAUGCUUACGGUACAACUUUCUGAGCAAGUUUACAGAGGAUUUUGGUUUAGUCCAGAAUGCGAGUUCACCAGAAGUUGCAUAGACCUGAGCCAAAAGAGUGUUAAUGGAAAGGUUGUUUUGAACCUUUUCAAAGGAAACGUUUACGUUUUAUCUAGAACUUCCCCCAGUUCAUUGUACAACGAAGAGUUGGUAAGCAUGGAUGUUCAAGGAGACUACGAUCCUAAGGAUGCUGCAGGGUUCAUAAAAGUUAAUGCUCUAAGAACAAAAGACUUCAAAAUGAGCCAUACAGUUCUAUUGUCUGUGGACAAGAGCCAAAAUACUAAGGACGCUGUUGAAUGUAAGAAUUGAAUACGGAAUUAAAUUCUCUUAAAUUAUCUAAUAUUAUCGUUCAAUAGACUAUUCGAAGAACUUGCACAAAACUGGAUAUAAAGUUUGUUUACUUCAUGUCAUAGAAAUUCCAACUGAUGCACAAGCUGCACAGACCAGCCUAAUGACUACUGAAUCCAUUGAGCAGCAUUACCAUAAGGAAAAGAAGAAGACUUUGGAUAUGGACACCGCUCUUAAAGACUUAUUGGUCAGCUAUGGAGUACCCGCAGAUGAUAUAUUCUUUAAAGAUAAAUUUGGACUUAAACCAGGAGAAGUUAUUGUUCAGGCAGCCGAAGAAUUAAAAGCUGUUAUGGUCGUUAUGGGAACAAGAGGAAUGGGUACCAUAAGACGUACAAUUCUUGGUUCAGUAAGCGACUACGUUGUUCAUCAUGCCCACUGCCCCGUAUUGGUUUGCAGACAUGCAAAACAUUAAAGAAUACUUAUAAUUUACAACUUAAACUUUAGUCGCUUCAAUGUGGAAAGUUUUUGCACAUAUUCCUUUUUCAUUUCUUUAGUCUACAAAGUUCAAAAUACUAAGAAUUAGUUUUUAGAAAAGUUGAUAUUAUUUGAUAUUCUUCUUAAACUGCUCUAUUUCUUCAAAUAUCAUAUUGUAAUACGUUUUUUAUCAACUUUAUAAAGAUCUUAUACAUUUUCUUUGGUUUUUCUUUUUCGAAUGAAAUAUUUUUUUUAUACGAUAAUUAAAAAAAAAAGUUUCUAUUUCUCUUUGUA